Molecule: messenger RNA, 2214 nt
Organism: Drosophila subobscura
Lineage: Eukaryota; Metazoa; Arthropoda; Insecta; Diptera; Drosophilidae
Gene: Ada3
Product: transcriptional adapter 3
Exons: 1
Coding region: 142-1830 (562 amino acids)
Biological process (GO): regulation of transcription by RNA polymerase II
Cellular component (GO): SAGA complex
Molecular function (GO): transcription coactivator activity
Source: RefSeq, a predicted model, not a curated record
GACGCUCUGCGCUCUGUUAACUCACGCAAACAAAUUGCGAUUCGCGCAGAAAUUUCACACAAAAAAAAAAGAAAACAAAACAAAAAACAAAUAUUUAAAGCCAAAACAAGGCAGUUCCUGCUACUGCACCGACACGCGACCAUGAGUACAACGUUCAAGAACCUGAAGCUGGGCCAUUUCGGUGGCGGCGGUGCUGGUAUCGUAGGCGGAGGAGGUGCUGGUGGAAGCAUCGGCGGUGCCUUUGGAAUGGCAAUAUCUGGUGGAGUCGCUGGUAAGAUGCCCCUAAAUGGCGGCGGUGGCGGCGGAGGUAAGGGCGCGUCAGCGGCUGCUGCAGCCGAGUCGGAGGUAUUUCUGACGCCCAGCGGUGUUAUCAUCCCCCUUAUCCGUACUAGGGAUAUGCCAAAGAGGCUGCCCACGAUGUCGGCAGCCCUACAGCGGCCCUCCGAUGACCAUUUGUCGGCCGAGGAUCUGGAUGCAGUGCAACUCGAGCUGGAGCAGCUGCUCUCGAAUGUGGCGCUGCGUGCGCGCGUCCUCAAGGCCGAAUACGACAGUGUGGACAAAGAUGAGAAGCGCAACGACCGUCGCAAGUUUGAUCGAGUUGCUGGCUCACCGCCGUGCACCAGCAACAAUGCCAUGCUGAAUGCCAUGCUGGGCAUAGGAGUAGGCGGAGCCAGCGGCGGCUUGGGCAGUCCAUCGGGCACCUCGUCGAGCCUGGCCAAGCGGAAGCGGGACGAGCCGACGGGCGUGCGCAAGAAGCACUCAUCGAUGACCAUUCUAAAGGGCGGCCUCGGCCCCUCCGGCAACUCGAGGCACUCGAAGAACAGUCCAAUGGCCGUGCACACAGACGACAGCCUGGACUUCCUGCCAUCCUCGAACCUGAUCCUGCCCAUGUUGCCGCAGCUGCCGAAGCUGGCGAUGCCAAAGAACGAUAUGCCGAACAAGUUCUGGCUCUCGGUGGAGCCGUACUGCAUGCCGAUUACAAAUGAGGAUCUGCGCCUCAUCGAUGACCUUUUGGAGCAGUAUCGCGGCCCCCUGGUGCCGCCCGUACCCACACUGGGGCCGCACUACUCCACCGUGUGGGCGCUGGAGGACAUGAAGGCGUUGCAGCCGGGCGGAUCGCGCAUCAAGUCACAGAAUGCCUCGGCCAUGAUGAAGAAGGCUGAGGGAAUGGUGGAGGAGAGCAUCACGGGUCCCCUCACCCAACGCCUUGUCACAGCCCUAAUGGAGGAGUCGCUGCUGACGCUGCCCAGCGAGCAGGCGGCUGUGGGAGAGCACAGCAACAGCACCACAAGCAGCAGCAACGACAACUCUCAUACGCACUCACAUUCGCACUCGCAUCUGUCCUCCGCCAACUCGGGAGCUCCUGCAGCCAGCGGCAACUUCCGACCACUCUCGAUGCUCAAGCACGGCGUGGGCAUUGAGCAGCGCCUGAAGAAGGAGCUGCUGGAGAACGGCCUGAUGGAUGCCAGCGACUGCCAGCCGCCCGAAGACAUGGACGAUGUGCUGCACGAGAUCAAGCGCGUCACGUCGGAGAUCAGCACCGUGUCGACGUUCAACAGCGAGGAGCUGAAGCGCCUCCGUGUGGCGGCCAGCGACGAGAUCAAGCGCAUCGAGCUCAAGCACAAGCUGGACAUGAUUGACACGGAGAUACUCGAGUGCUACAAGCGAAUGCUGCAGUAUCGGGCAAAGCGAAAGGGGCACACCGUCGAGGAGAAACAGGAGAUUCUACGCCUCACCAAAGAGCAGCGCAUUCUGGCCGAUCAGCUGGAGCGCAUGAACAUUCUGCCGCCCCUAGGCCCCUCCUCCAAUAUGAUGGACGGAAAAUUGUAGGACAGGGGCAUGGCCUGGAGCUGGUGCCAGCUGGUGGCCAUGCAUCGGGCAAUCGGGCAAGAGCGCGGAGAUGUUCUCUUGCAGCUUCAAUGUUUCUGAUUCGUUUGAAAGAGAGAGUCUCUUCCCUCUCUCCAGCUCUUGGCUCCGACAGAUGUACAUUAACACAGCAGACAUACAUAGCCAUAUGUAUCAUACUUAAGCAUACUUAAGCUAUACAUAUAUAUAUAUAAAUAUAUAUAUUGAUUUUAUGUAGAAUAUGUAGCUUAAAAGAAGACUUCUCCUUAUCGUGCACUUCCACUUUCACAUGCAAAAAAACACACACGACACUUUCUGUAUAGCUUUAGUUAUCGCGAAGGCAAUAAAGUUACCCUUUUAAUUUAGAGA